UUUUUAAAACGCGCUUCAUUCAGCAUCAGCACCAGCACGACAUCAGCAGGCUCAUCAAAUGGGCUGCCGACGGAGACGAGAGUUAAACACGGAUUGUGUUCUUUAACAAAACCCGGAUAACACUUACACCGGGAAUUAGACUGUAUGCGUUCCUUUCUUUUACGAAAAAUAACACGCGUGGAGCGGGGAAAGGAGAUGCCCACGAAAUGGAAGAUGUGGGAGUGGGAGGAAGCCCGUCCCGCUGUGUUCUCGCUGUCCGCUUCGCCUCUUGCCUUGCAUGUAUAGCGGUAAUGCUGGGUUCAUCCUUCGCUCUUCUUCACUCCGUUGCUCGUCGGUACGCCGUGAGAUUCGGACGGGAAAGCCGCGCAUCCCUCCUUUCUCCCCCUUCUCCUUCUUAUUUCUGGCCGCUGACAUGCGGCUGCCCUGUCUUCGCCUGAUUUCCUGCUCGUGUUUGUGACAUGACCGCGAAGGGGAAAAGAAAAAAGGGACACAGACCGGGAGCCGGACGCGUGGAUUUCAAGAGAAAGGAGAGACGAUAAGAAAUAAUAAGGUGAAUGGUCAAAAGAUGGGGACGCGCUACUGAUGGGGGGGACCUUCACGUAUACAGCCUAGCCUGGUGAGCAACCGAGAAGGAUUCCCCUAAACAUCGCUGCUGUUGUGAUACUGCCGCUGGCUGUCUUUGAAAUAUUUAUUAAUUAAUUAAUGAACGCGAACCAUGGGUUGCAUACAAAGCAUCACUUGCAAAUCCAGGAUCAAAAGAGAGAACAUCGUGGUAUAUGAUGUGUCCGCUACUAUUGAUCAGUGCCCCACGGUGAUCGAGGAGAACUCCCCGAUUGUUUUAAGGUACAAGACCCCGUACUUCAAGGCGUCUUCCCGGGUGGUGAUGCCCCCGGUCCCCCGGAACGAGACUUGGGUGGUCGGCUGGAUCCAAACCUGUAACCAGAUGGAAUUCUACAACACGUACAGCGACGCGGGCAUGUCCAGCUGGGAACUGCCCGACCUGCGUGAAGGCAGGGUGAAAGCCAUCAGCGACUCAGACGGGGUCAGCUACCCUUGGUACGGCAACACCACGGAGACGGUGACGCUGGUCGGCCCCACCAGCAAGGUCUCCCGCUUCACCGUCAGCAUGAACGACAACUUCUACCCCAGCGUGACCUGGGCCGUGCCAGUCAGCGACAGCAACCUGCCCAUGCUGACCCGCAUCAAACGGGACCAGAGCUUCACCACCUGGCUGGUGGCUCUCAACACCGCCACCAAAGAGAAGAUCCUGCUGCAGACCAUCAAGUGGAGGAUGCGGGUGGACAUCGAGGUGGACCCCUAUCAGCCCCUGGGACAGCGUGCGAGGCUGGUGGGGCGAGCGCAGCAGGAGCAGCCCAGAGUGCUCACCAGGAUGGAGGCGAUCCCUGCCAACGCCCUGGUCAAACCCAACGCCAACGACGCGCAAGUGCUCAUGUGGAGACCCAAGAGAGGACCCCCGAUGGUGGUCAUUCCUCCCAAAUAGGACCGUUUACCUUCAAAUAGGAGGAUUUGAAAAGCAAAACUAAGCAACAGCGAAGAUAGAUACUCACGUGUCUAUCCGAUAACACAAAUGCAGUUCAUUUCGAGGCAGUAGGGACGUGCAUUUGGCUGACUGGCAAGACGAGACGGGAGGUGAUGGCAGUCCUGUUAAAGCUAUACUGAUGCGUGUUACUGUCCUUACCCUCGCCGCACGGGUUUCAGGUUUCAGGCUGCAUGUUUGGGUAAGGGAAAGGUAACAGGUUGGGGGUUCAUAGGUGGAGAAGUGUUUACAGUACUUGGACUACUGUAGUUCGAUAGUGAGGUGCAAACCAAGUUGGCCUUUAAAAAAACUAAACAAAACAAAGGAACAGAUGUCAUUAUUUAUUUCCUAUGGUACAAUAAUAGUCUGAUAUGAGCAAAAAGGGCAAGUAUUGAUCAAAAUCUACCUGCAGCUGGAUUCAGCUAACUGAUGGAUCAAUAAAACACAAGCGAAGAUGUCUUGGAGUGGCUCUGUCUGCUUUGCAGCUUGUCCCACACGCGGCGCUGGGUUUUUUGUAUUGUUUUUUGUAUUGUUUGUACUUUAUUUUCAUGAAAGACUUGGUUGAUCCUGAUCUUGAUUGCUCAGUUGUUGUUGUUGUUGUUGUUUUAUUUGGUGUGUCGUGCUUUACUGUUUCCCAGCGUGCAUCAUUUUUUGGUUGAGCUGCUUCUUUAAGGGCAGGAAUUGGUUAAUAAGAGAAGGCUUCUUAGACACGCUGUGGAUUUUGAUGCUAAUGCUUCCAGAUGCAAUGGGGGAACACUUCUGUAAUUGGAUUUAAAUUAAUAAUAUAGACCAGAUUUUUCUUUGGUGUAACAUUUACACUAUGCAGAGCUCUGGAGCGAAGCACGGUACCUAUAUUAUCCUUCAGCCCUUAAUAUAUCUUUACAAAAGACGGAGUGUUUUUCCCCAUGUACAGCGCUGUUAAAGCUUGCUUUGUUACGUUAUGUUGUCUAAGCCGAGCAGCACAGUGGAACUGUCCAUGGUGCUGAUUGUAUGACCUGUGUCAGGAUUCUACACAGGAGCCUUUUUAUACAACUCAACAGGCGCCAGCCAAGAAAAGGCUGAGCAUUUUGUUCUUGUUACAGUGCUUUACUAAAAGAAAUGCAUGCAUGCAGUAUGUUUAUAAAAAGAGUUUUUAAAAAAAAUGUCAUUGCCAACGUGUGUUUAUUUUGACCAGUAUGUUAAAAGUCAUUGCAAGAAAAAUUAAACUAGAAAGAAUAACAAAGUGCCAUACUAAAUGUAUUAUAGAAACCCGCUAGCAUCUGUACAAGUGGCUACAUCUGGUUUAAAUAGAAAUUGGGGUAUACUGGCUUUGUGUGUGUGUGUGUGUGUGUCUUGAAAUAGAGCAUGCCUCAUUGACAGUGUGUCUGAAGAAACAGUAUGACCCUGUACUAUCGAAACUUAAUUAAUUUCUAACUGCCAUUGUAAAUAACUGAUAAAGGCUCUCAGCUAAAAAUGUGACUAAUAUCGAAUACUCCAUACAAAGGCUACAUUUCCGUGAUAUUUGACUCGUGUCUGUUUAAUAUCCUGUUGUGUUUAGAUCAUUAUUUUUGCCAUGGAUACUAUAACUCAUCCUUCAACUAUAGCUCCUUAAAAGACUCCUCAGUAUUGGAGAAUCACACCCGUGCUGCACAGGCUUUACUAACGGGUCUCGGUGCACAGCACAGUGUUAUAAGGGGCCCCAGAAUCAAUCUUCAGGAGUCUUUUCAGAAGCAACUUUUGCUGGAAUCGUUAGUAAGCAUGCUACAUAAUGAUUUCAGCACAAAGGGCAACAAAGAACACAACCAAUAGAUAUUAAACAGAAGAGAAAUGACACAUUUGGAAAAAGUAGAUCAUAUAAAGUAUCUCUUUAACUUGCUGUGAAUUGCAUACAUUUUACUUUGUUCAGCGUUGUCCUUUCAUUUUGUUACAGUUUAUUGUGUACUGUGCAGUAUUGACUAACAAAAGAGCAGUCAGUAAAUAUUGAUGAAGAACAGAUGCAUAGGCUUCAUGUUAACAGUUCUGCUGCAGUAUUUUAAGCAGAAGAUUACAUCAGUAUACAGAAUAAGACUGGAAUGUUAGCAGAAUCCUUAGCUGUGAUUGGUCUGGUUUUCUAUUGAUGUCAUUUGUAACGGGGGUAACUUCCUUUGUGCUGUAGCAUGUCUGAUUUUCUUGAACAAGUGUUUAGUGAUUAGUCCCUUUAAACAGUCAAGACCUUACUUUCACAUGAUUAUUUUUACAAGUGAGAAACGUCUCGCCUCUCUGGAACACGUACAUGGUGAUAAUGAAACUGAGCGAUGCGUCGACGCAUCAGACUCUUACACUUACCAGCUGCAGCACUGUGACAGGCUUACAUUGCAGCACAGUACACUUCUCAAAAAGAGCAGCGAGGAAAUUUGCAGGAGAUAACAUAUUUUUAUUGAAGCCAUUCAGGUGUUUUCAAGGUCAA
Messenger RNA from Acipenser ruthenus (sterlet), 3962 nucleotides. Its product is annotated as protein FAM78B. The coding region runs from base 716 to 1501 and encodes 261 amino acids. The transcript has 2 exons. NCBI's taxonomy places the organism in Eukaryota, Metazoa, Chordata, Actinopteri, Acipenseriformes, Acipenseridae. The record is from RefSeq and is a predicted model, not a curated record.